This is a messenger RNA of Nerophis lumbriciformis (worm pipefish), 2256 nucleotides long. Lineage: Eukaryota; Metazoa; Chordata; Actinopteri; Syngnathiformes; Syngnathidae. The record is from RefSeq and is a predicted model, not a curated record.
AUGGGAGCUUCAAGUCUGCACUUGACUUUGGUGUUACUAUUCUUUCUGGGUAUUUCCACCGUGCUCCUUUCCAGUAGGGUGACCGCCGCCGCCGUCCGGGACAACCGCACGACACGGCCCAAUGGAGGCUCCACAGAGGCGGGCACUUUUCCAGCAGAGCCCGUCGCCAGCAGCCCGGCUUCGGAGUCCACCGGUGACGAAACUCCGAGUGAGCAGCCAGAAACUAGUCCACUACAUUUAGAGAGGAGACCAAUCAGGAACGUGAAGGUGUCAAAGAAGAACGAAGGGGCCCACAAGAAACUACAAAUUCCCGCCAAGAGGCCUAAAGUCAUUAAGAAGUCCAAGGCGAGUCCGCCGGUCGUCCAGGAAACAGCGACACAGUGUCCUCCGCUGGGUCUGGAGUCCCUGAAGGUGAAGGACACCCAGCUGAGGGCGUCGUCCUACAAACGACGAGGCUUGGGCCCCCAUCGUGGACGACUCAACAUCCAGUCGGGCAUCGAAGACGGCGACAUCUACGACGGCGCAUGGUGCGCCUACGAGCGCGACACCAAGCAAUGGCUGGAGGUGGACGCCCUCAGACUGACGCGCUUCACGGGCGUCAUCCUGCAGGGGCGGAGUUCCAUCUGGAGUUGGGAUGUGGUUUACACGUACAAGGUGCAGUUCAGCAACGAUUCACUGCUCUGGAAGCCGUGCAUGAACGGAAGUCAAGAAGCCGUUUUCCAAGGCAACCGCGAUGCGGAGACUCCAGUACUGGCCGUUUUUAAUAAGUCGGUAGUGGCGCGCUACAUCCGCAUCAACCCUCAGACGUGGUACCAGAACGGGACGCGAGGAGACAUCUGUCUUCGGGCUGAAGUGCUGGGAUGCACAUUGCCAGAUCCCAACGUGCCAUACCCGUGGCAGACGCAAGUCACCAGGGACAAACUGGACUUCAGGCACCACAACUACAAGGAGAUGAGAAAGUUGAUGAAGGCAGUGAACGAGGCGUGUCCAGACAUCACUCGCGUGUACAGCAUCGGGAAGAGCUACACUGGUCUGCAGCUGCUGGUCAUGGAAAUCACAGACAACCCGGGAAAACAUGAACUUGGGGAACCGGAGUUCCGCUACGUUGCCGGGAUGCACGGCAACGAGGUGCUGGGCCGCGAGUUGCUUCUCAACCUGAUGCAGUUCAUGUGUCGCGAGUACAAGCACGGAAACGAACGCGUGGUUCGCUUGGUUCAAGACACCCGCAUCCACCUGCUGCCUUCUAUGAACCCCGACGGAUACGAAAUGGCCUUCAAAAAGGGCUCGGAGCUCUCCGGUUGGACUUUGGGUCGAUACAGCUACGAAGGUAUCGACAUGAACCACAACUUUGCUGACCUCAACACAGUCAUGUGGACCGCCAUAGAGCUGGAGAAGGACCGCUCCAAACUCAUCAACCACUACUUCCCAAUCCCCGAGCAGUACACCUCGGAGGAUGCCUUCGUGGCGUCGGAGACCCGCGCCGUCAUCAGCUGGAUGCGCAAAAUCCCCUUUGUGCUCGGCGCCAACCUGCACGGUGGAGAGCUGGUGGUCACGUACCCGUUUGACAUGACCCGCGAUUGGGCGCCUCGAGAACACACGCCCACCCCGGACGAUAGCUUCUUCCGAUGGCUGGCCGUCGUCUACGCCAGCACCAACCAGGUGAUGUCCAAUCCCGACCGGCGGCCGUGCCACAACAGGGACUUCACCCGCUACAACAACAUCAUCAACGGGGCUGACUGGCACAACGUUCCUGGAAGCAUGAACGACUUCAGCUACCUGCACACCAACUGCUUCGAGGUGACGGUGGAGUUGUCCUGCGACAAGUUUCCGCACGCCAGCGAGCUUCCCAUCGAGUGGGAGAACAACAAAGAGUCUCUGCUGGUCUACAUGGAACAGGUUCACCGGGGUAUCAAAGGCGUGGUCCGUGACAAAGACACAGAGGCUGGAAUCCCAAACGCCGUUAUUCAAGUGGAAGAGAUCGACCAUCACAUCCGAUCAGCAUCAGGUGGUGACUUCUGGCGCCUGCUGAACCCUGGCGAGUACCGCGUGACGGCCACCGCCACCGGCUACCUGCCGUCCACGCGCACCUGCCAGGUCAUGUACGACUACUUCCCCACCGUGUGCGACUUCCGCCUGACCAAAGAGCCGAGACGAAAGGAGAGCAAGCCGUACAAAGGCGUCCAACUUUCAAGACAGCUGCGGCUGCGCAAGCUACGCAAGCUGCGGCUAGCGGGCAGACGCGCCAAAACCAUGUGA